Molecule: messenger RNA, 349 nt
Organism: Sphaeroforma arctica JP610
Lineage: Eukaryota; Ichthyosporea; Ichthyophonida
Exons: 2
Source: RefSeq, a predicted model, not a curated record
AUGAAUCUCAUGAGUCGGCGAAGUGUCACGCGAUGUCAAGCCACUCCACAGACUGCACGGAGACGAAUCACGAGUACAGGACGAGCGAACCUUUGCCACAGAGAAACGGUACACUAUGCACACUACACCGUCAUAUGAUAGUGUGCAAUGCAAUGUUAGAAAGGGUCCUGGGUCUUCCAGGGGAUCUGCGUGCUCUGGUGGUGGAGCAGAUGCCCGCGUGUGGACUGCUGCUGUUGGAACGGCACAGCCGUUACUGCAAUGUGGAGAUAAACUUGGAGUCUGCCUGGGAACGUCUCGGCCACAAGCAUUUCUCCAAUCAAUUCUCAACGUGGUUGGCUGAAUCAGGCAG